Myripristis murdjan (pinecone soldierfish) is the source of this 3492-nucleotide messenger RNA. RefSeq names its product dual specificity phosphatase 27 (gene styxl2). Lineage: Eukaryota; Metazoa; Chordata; Actinopteri; Holocentriformes; Holocentridae. Gene Ontology annotation, biological process: protein dephosphorylation; negative regulation of MAPK cascade. Gene Ontology annotation, molecular function: MAP kinase phosphatase activity; protein tyrosine/serine/threonine phosphatase activity. The record is from RefSeq and is a predicted model, not a curated record. Gene Ontology annotation, cellular component: cytoplasm.
AUGGCGACAGCGAGUGAGAGCGGGGAGCAGGGGGAUCAGACGGUGCCCGACGGGGAUGAAGAGUCGAACGGCGUCAAAGCCAUCCAGUCCCAUUACCUGCGCUGUCCGUCCCCCAGCAAUUUCUCCAUGAUAUCAGAGUCCAGGUUUUCCAUGAUCUCAGGCUCAGAUGCCGAGAGCAUCUUCAUGGAGCCGAUCCACCUAUCAUCUGCCAUCGCUGCAAAGCAGAUUAUCAACGAGGAGCUGCCGCCCCGUGCCGUGCGGGCCGAGUCCAUCCCGGAGUCCAUGCUGGAAAGCGCCGAGCAGCUGAUGGUGGAGGACCUGUACAACCGGGUCAGGGACAUGAUUGACGACCGCAGCCCCUACAACACCCCCUGCGUACUGGACAUCCAGAGGUCCCUGGUGCAGGACCGCGUGGAGGCUCCCAUCAACCCCGUGGACGAGGUGUGGCCCAGCAUCUUCAUCGCUGAGAAAUCUGUUGCGGUCAACAAGGCUCGUCUGAAACGUAUGGGCAUCACCCAUAUUCUCAACGCUGGCCAUGGCACCGGCGUUUACACAAGCCAGUCCUUCUACGCCGGCAUGAACAUCCAGUACAUGGGCAUCGAGGUGGAUGACUUCCCCAGUGCCGACAUCUCCCCUCACUUCCGGACGACCGCUGAAUUCCUGGACGAGGCCUUAUUAACGCACAGAGGCAAGGUGCUUGUGGUUUCCAUGAUGGGUGUGAGUCGCUCUGCUGUCCUGGUGGCGUCCUACCUCAUGAUCUUCCAGCACAUGACUAUCAUGGAGGCCCUGACCGCCCUGAGGAAAAAACGUGCCAUCAACCCGAACGAAGGCUUCCUGAAGCAGCUGCGCGAGUUCAACGAGACUCUGAUGGAGGAGCGUGACGACGAUGACGAAACGCUUAGCCAGUGCUCCGUUAUUGAUGCACGCGCUCGUGCUCGCAUAUUUGGUGAGGGCGGUGAUGAUGAUGAUGAUGAAGAGACUGAUGAAGAAGAAGAGCAAAGUAUGAUAGGAGUGAAAGCACACUCUAUAAUGAUGGAGGAGGAGGAGGAUGGCGCCAGCGUGAUGAGCAGCGUGGCCUCCUCUGCAGCCGCUGCAGCGCUAGAAAUGGGUUGAUUGGAACACAGAAUGGAAGAGCUUGUUUUACCCAAGAUAGAAGGUGAGGCAGAUAGGGAAGAUGACGAUGGGGUAGACAGCAUGGUCCGUGAGUGGCAGAGGAGGAAUGAGAAAUACCAGAGCGAAGAGUGGUGGGAGGCGCAGCUGAACAGUGAUGGAGAGGAUAUGGAAUCACUCCUCGGGGGCCGGCCAAAGAAGGGCGGAGAAGAUGGAGACGCUGAUCUGGAGAGUGUCACCAGCGAGGAUGUACGUGCUGUGAAAGAACGAGUGAAACGGCGUAACAGGCGACCGCCCUCCGAUGCCAUGUCCACCUCCAGCUGCACAAGCUAUUCGGAUCUUUGGAAACAGCGCCUUAGGGAGAUCGAGGAACAAGCCGCUGCUCGCUACCGUAAGACAGAUGAUGAUGAAGGAAGCGAGAGCACCGCCACGGAAGGAGGAGGAAAGACAAAGAUUGAUGAUGAGGUGGAGAGCAUUCUCUCCGACACCAGCUCCAUGUACAACUUCUGCCAGAAGAACAAAGAGAAGCUUACACCUCUGGAGCGUUGGCGCAUCAAGAGGAUCCAGUUUGGCUGGAACAAGAAAGAUGGAGAGGAUGGGGAAAAAAGCUCUGUUGCAGGAGAGAAGGCAGACGGCGAGGGAGAAGCUCAGACACCGCCCUUGCAAGAUGUCAACCUGACAGCCUACCAAUCCUGGAAGCUGAAGCAGCAGAGACGUUAUGGGGAAGAGAACAAGGAUGAGAUAGAACUGAGCCGGGGAGAGGACUCUGCCACAGCCAAAGGAGGCAGAGGACGUGAGGAGGUUCUGGAGCGGUCAAGGAAAAAUUUAGAAGAAAGUCAGUCGAUGUGUGGCUGGGAGACAGAGAGCUCCAUCAGUGGAGGCACCAUACCGCUUUCUGCCUUCUGGGCUGGAGCUGGAGUCACAGGCCCGCCGAGUGUUGCCAAUGAUGACAACAUGUCCAUGCUCAGCGGCAGGUCGUCUGUCAUAUCUUCUGUAUCACAGGCUCGCAGUACCAGAUCAGCACAAUCUACAGCCCCAUCACUUCCUUUCCCUCCCGUUCCUCCCAUGGUCCCAGUGCCUACAGUCCAAGGCCCCGGAGGUGAACCCAUGGUCAACUUAACCAGCAUCCAGAACUGGAUCGCUAAUGUUGUCUCUGAAACGAUCAUGCAUAAACAGGCCGAGAUGAGCCUGCCCCCUCCUUCACGUGCAGGAUCAGUACUUAGCUUUGGUGGUGCCUCGAGCGUGGUUUCAGGACGGGGUGCUGACGAUGACAAAGCAUCAAUGCUGAGUGGAGCUUCGUACUCCAGUAGGCUAUCUCAAGGUCGUGGCAGGACAGAGUCAGUUCUCUCAGGUGCUGCGUCAUCCAGUCUCUCAGGCCUCACUGGAAGAGGCUCUGAAUUAGGCUCCAGCCUUGCCUCCAGGAAAAACAAAAUUACCACCACUAGUGUUCCCCUCUACAGCCUGUUCCAGGACCAGGUCGACAUGCGCAAACUGGACUCAAUGGACAAGGAGAUCAAGUCUGAGAUGCGGGACAAGAUGGCUACCUAUGAAAAGAAGAAGAUCCUGGAGGACAACAAGCGCAGCACUCUCUACAAGAAGAAGAAACCAAAGGAGGACGAAGACGAAGAAGAGGAGGAGAAGAAGAGGAAAGAGGAGGAAUUUCUUGAGGAGAAAAAGAAAAAAGAAAAACCGACAAGGACCUUUGGCCUCUCUGGGUGCUUGAAUCUCAACACAGCUCUGGAGAAAAAUAAGAACACCAGCAUUGACGACUGGCUGAAAAGUGUCAGGCCCCCACCGAGGAAAUCGGACUCCUCUUUGAAUGCAGAUGGAACAGACGCCGGCCCGUCAGUGGAUCCCUACGAUGAUCUUGAUGCCUCUGCUUCUGAAUUUGACUUCUCAAGCCGGAGGGCCUCCUGUGCUGAGGAAGAAGAAGAGGGCUAUGGCAUUACAUCCAGAUACAGGUCAAGGUUUUGUGAGGACUCAGAUUCACCAAGUGGAGACACCAGCCCAGAGCACAUUUACCGGGGUGCAAGAUCCCCAUUAGAUACAGAAUUUGCUUCAAACGGAUUCACGCAAUCCCACAGCUACAACCGGGCAGGGAGGUUGCAUGCAGCUUAUGAAGAGAGCGAUGAGGGGACGGAGAGCUACCACGACUUCUCUGCUAAGAGAAAGUUCACUCAUCGAUAUGAAAGCAGUGAGACAGAGGGGAGAAGGAGUAGGAGAGAGGAAACAGACGAGGAGGAGGAUGAUGUUGCUGCCUUCAUCGCUCAAACCAGGCAGAGGAUCAGAGCUCGGGCUGCUGCAGAGGCUGAAGAUGACGAGGUGCUCACCGCCUGGAGGGCGCAACUGGAGUCAAAGUCACAGAAUAGAAGUGAAUCUUAA